UCUUUCGUUUCCUUGUGCUGCCGUUGGCUUGAGUUUUACAGCAGACAAACAAAAAGGAAAAGGAAGGAAAAGCAGAAAGUCGAUCACUUUUCUUUUUCUAACAUGCAAAACCCAACUCGGUAUUCCCACUUUUGACCCUCUUUCACUUCAUUCCCAUGAACCCACCUCUUCUCCACUUACACUACUCUCCUUAAUAUAUGUAUUAGACUUUCUCUUCUUGUUCUUCUUCUAUGGCUGUUUCUGAUAUUAAACAAGUACUGGAAUUUUUGAAGAAUAAUGGCUUCUCAGAAUCUGAAUCGGCUCUUAUAGAAGAUAUCAUGGACAAAUCCGAAUUGGGUUCUUUGGAUUAUGAAAGAUUUCUAUUCCCUAUGAUUCCCCCCCCUCCUCUUCUUAACAUUCCUUCCCUGAUUUCUGCUAAGAAUCAUUCCAGCUCUGUCUCUUCUGACGACGAAUUUGUCAGCUUGGCCUCUUCUGCCACCGGUUUCUGCUCAUCUGAAUUUACAAAUCCAUAUGGAAUUCGUACUACAGCCGUUUCCAGUUCUCAAUCAUCAUCUGAUGGGUUAUCUCAAUUUGGUACUGCAAGAGAUUACCAUGAUUUUGAUAUGCAAAAUGACCUGUUCUGGUACAGGGAGAAAGAUGAAGAUUUUCCCAUUCCACCUUACUUUGGAAGCUCAGAAGGUGUGGGGGCCCCUAGUGAGGACAAGUUUGUGAUGAUCGAAGCAUCUGAUAGACAGAAUGUCACUAGUCCCAAUUGGGAAUAUAAAGCAGAAAGAUGGCCAAUAGCCACCGAUCAUAAUGGCCAAUUAGAUGAAGGCCUGAAAGAUUACUAUCAUCUGGAUAAACAAAAGCACCUUGUAGGGGAAGGUGGAAUGUGUGAAUUUACCUGUUCAUCUCCACUUUGUGCUUGUUGCAAGGGGCCAAAAGAUAUUUAUGGUGGCGAUCUUGACAACAUGGAUAUCAACUUAACUGAGGCUAACUAUUUGCAGUACGACCCACCCAGAGGGAGGAAAACUGAUGUUGGAAACAACUAUUUCAUUGAAACAAGUUGCAAUACUAACUGGAUUGGAGAUCACAAGGGUACCCUUGACCUUCAACCUAAGGCUGUUGAUGAAGUUUACCAUUCAUAUGUACAUGGAGACUAUGAACCAAAAGAUGAUAGAUUGGAGGCUCUGGAAGGCAGUGAACCCGAUGAGGCAGCAGAUGAAGAGGGAGGUGCUACUUCAGAUGAGCUUUUGAUGUUUGAAGGCGAAAAUGAGUUUGAAGUAUUUAAUCUGAGAAUCAUACACAGGAAAAACAGGACUGGGUUUGAGGAGAGCAAGGAACUUCCUAUUAUUCUAAAUAGUAUUAUCGCCGGCAGAUACUAUGUAACAGAAUAUCUUGGUUCAGCUGCAUUCAGCAAAGUCAUUCAGGCUCAUGAUAUGCACACUGGAGUAGACGUUUGCUUGAAGAUUAUAAAGAAUGACAAGGACUUCUUUGAUCAAAGUUUAGAUGAGAUUAAGCUUCUAAAGUUUGUGAACAAGAAUGAUCCUUGUGAUGAGCACCAUAUACUGCGAUUAUAUGAUUACUUCUACCAUCAGGAACACCUCUUUAUUGUUUGUGAACUUCUCCGUGCAAAUUUAUAUGAAUUUCAGAAAUACAACCGAGAAUCUGAUAUAGAGCCUUAUUUUACAAUGAGCAGGCUGCAGACCAUAACUCGGCAGUGCUUGGAGGCACUAGUGUUUUUACAUAAUCUGGGGAUCAUCCACUGUGAUCUGAAGCCUGAAAAUAUUCUCAUCAAAAGUUAUCGAAGGUGUGAGAUAAAAGUUAUUGAUCUUGGAAGCAGUUGCUUUCAGUCAGACAGCUUGUCCUUAUAUGUACAGUCUCGUUCCUAUAGGGCUCCUGAAGUCAUCUUAGGCCUUCCUUAUGAUGCAAAAAUUGAUCUUUGGUCUCUAGGCUGCAUCUUGGGAGAGCUGUGCUCUGGAGAGGUGCUUUUUCCAAAUGAAGCAGUCGUUAUGUUGCUUGCACGUCUGAUCGGAAUGCUUGGUCCUAUAGACACGGACAUGUUAGAAAGGGGACAGGAGACCUACAAAUAUUUCACCAAGGAUUAUGACCUUUAUUAUAUAAAUGAGGAUACUAGUCUACUGGAAUACAUCAUCCCCGAGGAAACAUCAUUGGAGCAUCAGCUGUCAGUUUCUGAUCCAUUGUUCCUCGACUUUGUCAGAAAGUUGCUUGAGAUAACUCCUCAAAAGCGCCCCACGGCUAAGGAGGCCCUAGGUCACCCUUGGCUUUCCCGUUGGUACAAGUAGAAUCCGAAGUAUUACUUGUUUGUGUUUCAUGGUAUAUCACGAGUUUGAAGCUGUUCUCGGGGCACAAAGGUUUCCUGACAGCAGAGGUUCGUUCUUUGUUGCGGAUAUUGAUUCAAUGGGUACAUAGUUUCCAGAUUCUCUGUUGCUUAUAAGGAUUCGGUUUCCAGAUUCUCUGUUGCUUAUAAGGAUUCGGUUUUCAUUUUUUGAUGCUUUCUUGUAGAUAAUAUAGGGAAAAACUGCUUUGUUAUGCCUUUGGAGGAUAACACAGUUUCCUUGUGCUGUUUUGAGUCUUGUGAGAUGUGAAUAUAAUCUUGGCGUGUAUUGGUGAUUUUGGGUAAAUAAUAAAAAGAAUUCACUUGGUUAUAUUUGUUGAUAAAA
Messenger RNA from Capsicum annuum, 2663 nucleotides. Its product is annotated as dual specificity tyrosine-phosphorylation-regulated kinase mbk-2. Gene Ontology annotation, cellular component: cytoplasm. The record is from RefSeq and is a predicted model, not a curated record. The transcript has 7 exons. Gene Ontology annotation, molecular function: ATP binding; protein serine/threonine kinase activity; protein tyrosine kinase activity. NCBI's taxonomy places the organism in Eukaryota, Viridiplantae, Streptophyta, Magnoliopsida, Solanales, Solanaceae. Gene Ontology annotation, biological process: peptidyl-threonine phosphorylation; peptidyl-serine phosphorylation. The coding region runs from base 231 to 2285 and encodes 684 amino acids.